AUGAUCCUCCCCCAGAGCAAUGCGGCUUCGCCACUCUUCGCCCACUACAUCCUGCCCCUUUCAAUUAUCCUUCUCACUGUCCUCCCCAUCAUAAACCUGCUCCGUAUCCGCUACCGCCGCGGUCUGCGCGAGAUCCCAGGCCCUUUCUUCGCCAGUAUCCUGCCCUUUGAUCGCAUGCUCAGCACCUACUCGGGUCAUCAAUUCCAACGACACCUUGAGUACCAUGCCAAGUACGGGAACUUGGUCCGCGUCGGGCCUAACCAUGUCAGUCUGGGAGAUUCGGAGCAGAUCUCGAAUGUUUAUAGCAUUACCAGCAAAUUUGACAAGAGCGGCUUCUAUACCCUUUUCCAUGCCAAAUCACCCGUUGGCCCUAUUCCCACGGUCUUCUCCAUUGUCGACCCUGUCGGCCAUAGGAACCUCAAGCGGCCCGUGGGCGCAGCAUUUGCCCUAAGUUCUUUGCUCGAUUUUGAACCCCUGGCCGAUGACUGUACACGGAUUCUGGAAAGCAAACUCGAUGGCUUGCAAGGCAAGCCUAUUGAUUUUGGGACGUGGUUACAUUGGUACGCAUUUGAUGUGAUCAGCAGCAUCACCUUCUCCAAUCGACUGGGUUUCAUGGAGAGGGAGGAAGACGUGAAUGGCAUCAUCGCAGCAAUUGAGGGUCGGCUGUUUUACAACUCGAUCAUCGGCCAGGUCCCGAGCCUGCACAAGUGGCUUUUAGGGAAUAACACCAUCUCGAAGUUGGCAGACAUGGUACCCGCCAUCAAGAGACUGAAUUCAGCAGCGUACAUUGUCCAGUUUGCUGCGAGACAGUUGGAGAUGAGGCGGAACGCCAAGGCAGAGCAUGGAAGGUCCGACAUGGUGGACAAAUUCAAGAUGACCAGAGAUGGCGAGGAAGUCAUGAGCGCAAAGGAGCUCUUGGGCCAUGCGAGCUCGAACGUGUUCGCUGGUUCUGAUACAACAGCCAUUUCGCUCCGGGCGCUGUUCUAUCACCUCUGUAAGAACCCACACGCGUACAAGAAAUGCGUGGAUGAGAUCCUCGAUUUUGACGCUCGCGGCGAGUUGUCCGAGUAUGUCACCUACUACGAGGCGCAGCGCAUGCCAUACUUUCAAGCGUGUAUGAGAGAGGCGCUGCGCAUGCAUCCUGCUGUGGGACAACUGCUUGAACGGGUUGUACCACAGGGCGGAGCCACAAUCGACGGGGUCUAUCUACCGGCAGGCACGAUUGUGGGUAUGAAUCCAUGGGUGGCCGCGAGGGAUAAAGCAGUGUAUGGACAUGACGCGACCAUCUUCCGCCCGGAACGGUGGAUUGAGGCCGACGAGAAGACUCUGAAGCUGAUGGAUCGAAACUGGCUUGCUUUCGGAGCCGGCUCACGAACGUGCCUGGGCAAAAACAUCUCCCUGAUGGAAAUGUCGAAGCUGGUGCCGCAGCUGCUGCGUCGGUACCACGUCCAGCUUGCGGAUCCCAACGCCGAAUGGGAGCUGUUUGAUUACUGGUUUGUCAAGCAGGAGGGCCUGAGGUGUAUCCUGACGAGGAGGGAUGGAGAGAAGGAGAGAUAG
This is a messenger RNA of Fonsecaea erecta, 1557 nucleotides long. RefSeq lists its product as hypothetical. The coding region runs from base 1 to 1557 and encodes 518 amino acids. The transcript has 4 exons. The record is from RefSeq and is a predicted model, not a curated record. NCBI's taxonomy places the organism in Eukaryota, Fungi, Ascomycota, Eurotiomycetes, Chaetothyriales, Herpotrichiellaceae. Gene Ontology annotation, molecular function: iron ion binding; oxidoreductase activity, acting on paired donors, with incorporation or reduction of molecular oxygen; heme binding.